CCCCUCAUUUUACCUCGCAAAGACCCUUAUGAUCUUAACAGCAGAAUCAUGCUCACCGCCAUCUUUUCCUUAUCUUUCGUCGUAGUUCUAGUUAUACUCCUCCACGUAUACGCAAGAUGUGUCCUCCGGCGCCAAGCCAGACAACGCCGAGCAGCUAUCGUUAGUCUGGACCUCAACUCGGCUCAUGCCCAAUCUGGCGAGCCGCCCAAGACCGGCCUUGAUCCUUUGGUCAUCUCCUCCUUGCCCAGGUUUGUCUUCAAACAAAAAGAUGGCGGCGAUGUUGAGGCCCCCAUAAUAGAGUGCGCUGUUUGUUUAAGCAAUCUUGAAAACGAAGAGAUGGCGAGACUUUUGCCGAACUGUAAGCACACUUUUCACGCCGAUUGCAUAGAUAAAUGGUUUGGUUCACAUUCCACUUGUCCCAUCUGCCGCACCGAGGCCGAACCCCGGCUGCAGCCGGAGUCCCGUGAGGGUCCCACCACUGCUAUUGCAGCCACCGCUCCGCCGUUGGAACGUGUGAAUUCUACAUUGUCAUGUCAGGAAGGCACAUCCAACAGUGGAGGUGAAUCCUCCGCUAAAAUUUUAGGUUCCAGUUCGAGAUUGAGCUCUUUCAGAAAAAUACUCAGCAGAGAUAGAUCAUCAAGGAUACAUCAAUCUUCCUCCCAGGAAGAUGUGGUAGAUUUGGAGAGACAGUGAUUAUCAAUCAAGGCCUAUAGUUAUUAUGUAAAAUAAAAUCGUAAUUUUAUCUUCAUUUUUCUCUCUGUCGCCUUUCAUUUCAUUAAUCUAGUACAUAAUACAGUUGAUAUUCAUGUAAAAAAAAGUCUCCAAAUGCAGCCCAUAGAGAUUAAAAGAAAUUUUAUAGUAAGUUUGUAUGUUUAAUUAUUAAUUAAAUUCUCUCAAAGUCUAUAAAGAUGAAGUAUUUGGUAA
Messenger RNA from Mangifera indica (mango), 924 nucleotides. Its product is annotated as E3 ubiquitin-protein ligase ATL41-like. The record is from RefSeq and is a predicted model, not a curated record. The transcript has a single exon. The annotation marks the transcript as partial. NCBI's taxonomy places the organism in Eukaryota, Viridiplantae, Streptophyta, Magnoliopsida, Sapindales, Anacardiaceae.